Messenger RNA from Torulaspora delbrueckii, 633 nucleotides. It is a transcript of the gene CPR5, whose product is annotated as peptidylprolyl isomerase family protein CPR5. NCBI's taxonomy places the organism in Eukaryota, Fungi, Ascomycota, Saccharomycetes, Saccharomycetales, Saccharomycetaceae. Gene Ontology annotation, biological process: protein folding; protein peptidyl-prolyl isomerization. The transcript has a single exon. Gene Ontology annotation, molecular function: peptidyl-prolyl cis-trans isomerase activity. Gene Ontology annotation, cellular component: endoplasmic reticulum; fungal-type vacuole. The record is from RefSeq and is a predicted model, not a curated record. The coding region runs from base 1 to 633 and encodes 210 amino acids.
AUGAGAUUAUUAGCCCUAUUGUUCUCGUGUGCCACUUUGUUUGGUGCAAUUGCCUUCGCAGCCGAUCCUGCAAUUACUCAAAAGGUCUAUUUUGAUAUUAAACAUGGCGAAAAGGAGAUUGGUCGUAUCGUUAUGGGAUUGUAUGGGACUGUGACUCCAAAGACUGCUGAAAACUUUUACGAAUUAACUGUUUCUCAAGACCCUAAGAUGGGAUACUUGGGUUCUAUUUUCCACCGUGUGAUCCCUCAAUUUAUGAUUCAGGGUGGUGAUUUUACGGAUGGUUCUGGGAUUGGUGGUAAGAGCAUCUACGGUGACAGUUUCGAGGACGAAAGUUUUGAAGUUAAGCACGACAAACCUGGUAGAUUGUCAAUGGCUAACCGUGGACCUGACACCAAUGGUUCGCAAUUCUUCAUCACCACUGUGGCUACCCCAUGGCUAGACGGCAAACACGUUGUGUUUGGUGAAGUAUUAGAGGGUAUGGAUGUUGUUCACUACAUCGAGAGCGUUCCUAAGGACAGAAGAGAUGCACCUUUGGAGGCUGUGACUAUCGCUGCGUGCGGUGAAGUUGAGACAGUUCCUUUGGGAAAGGAGGAAGUAAAGCAAGCACAGGAAAAAAUCCGUGACGAGUUAUAG